Symbiodinium necroappetens is the source of this 2715-nucleotide messenger RNA. NCBI's taxonomy places the organism in Eukaryota, Dinophyceae, Suessiales, Symbiodiniaceae. The record is from the annotation of a GenBank genome assembly.
AUGGCCGAGGGCACCUCACCGUAUCUGUUCUUAUUCUACAGAUGCUUCUUGGGUUCGGCACUGAUGAUGCUGACCUUGUGCUGCAUUCCAGCAGCCCGGUCCAGGGCGGACAAGCCCUUUUAUCCAGUGUCGGAGAUCGUGCGAUGUCUGCGAUCCGAUGGCGACAAGUUUUUCAUUCUAGCAUGCUUGCUCGGCCUGAACACAAUCGGCGGACUAAUGGCCGUGGCGAGACUGCCGGCAAUUGUGUGUGCGAUCUUCCAACCCAUCUUGCCAGUGAUUGCUGCAGUGAUGUCCACUUUACUGGGCAUUGAGCCCUGGUCAACUGGCAAAGCAAUCUGCAUCUGUGUCUGCACCAUGGGUGCGACAAUCGUCAUAGUUUCUGGACAUGAGCUGCACAUUCUGGGGCUGUCGUCUUCGAGCAGCACACAAGUGGGCUGGCUAUUUCUUGCUGUGAACGUCACAGCUGGUGCUGCCUACAAUGUGGUCCAGAAACAAUGUGGAGUUUUGCACAACUACUCACCCAUCUUUGUUGCUGGGGUCUCCUUCUUAAUUGCAGCUUGCGGCAUCCUCCCUUCUGCUUGCUACUCCGCCCCUGCAGCCAAAGACUGGCUGUGCACAGACCACCUCAUCACCCAGAUGGCUUUGGCCUACGCUGCUGUGUUCGUUACGGCAUACAACUAUAGCGUGAGUGCAUGGGCCAACAAGGUAUCAUCACCUACCACGGUGGUUGCUUUCCAGACUCUGCAGCCUGUCGCCACGUGCUGUCUCAACUACGCCGUAUAUGGCCUCCAUCUGACGUUUGCACAAGCCCUGGGUGGUUCGGCCAUUGUCGCAGGUCUUUUGGCAGAUGUCUUGUGGAAGAAUGCAGAAGCCAGCCAUCACGAGCUUGUCGACGAGGUUGCCAGGCUAAACAAGGAGAUCAACGAUAUCCAGCAGGACAACAACGUUUAUGCGUCGCUGGAGAAGCGCUACGACAACCUUGUCAAGACGGUGCGAUCUCUUGAGGGUGACCUCGCAGAUCACAACCUGGCCACAGACAAGCAGCGCACAGACACACGGCCAGAAGAAGUUCACCAUAUGUACACCAUCAUGAAGUCUCAGAAUGAACAGCAGCGAGCUGAUGUGGAUCAGAUUUUCCUUGAGAAAAGAAGCCAUGAAGAGGAGAUCGGACGCAUGGAACAGGAGAUCGCCAGCAUUGCCCGCGCAGCCGAGGAUCGCUUGAACGAGCUCCAUCCAGAUCAGCGCCGUGAGUACGAAGAGCUGCGGGAAGAGUCCAAGCGACUUAGUUCUGAUCUCGGAGAGGCGCGGGACGAGCUCGACCAGGUCAGUGGAAGACUGAAUGCCGUGGAAAGCAGGCUCCGAAGCGAUCCUCUUCGCACACGACAUCAGCAGUUAAAUCAAACACGACGUGAGUUUGAAAAUCAGCUGAUCCAACUUCGCCAGGAGGUCCAACAAGGGUCCAUGAGCAUUCCGGAGCAGCGCGAAAUCCUUCUGUCGAAGGUCAAGAACGACAAUGGGGAGAUCGUUGCAGCAGAAAAAAACAACAGUGAGUUGAAGCUUGACAAUGAGCGCCUUCGAGCUCAGAUCAAGGAGGUUCAAGCAGAUGCGCAAGAAAAGAAGGAUGAGAGCAGCGACCAACAGAAGUACGAAAUCCUCUUUACCAAGGACCAAGAGAUGACGGCCUUCAUCGAGGGCUUUGCCGACAGCAAGGCAGAGGAGGAGAGAAAGAUCAAAGAAAAGCAGGAGAGCAUUGAGCGGCUCCUGCAAAACAUCUCCAAGAGCUUGGACUUGCCGACCGAUGUCACUCCGGAGUCUCACCUGAGAGAUAUGGAGGAUGAGUUGGACUUCAAGAGCCGACAGCUGCAGAACUCGGAAACGACACAGAGCCGCCUGGAGGGGGAGCUCGCCAAACGUGAAGGAGAACUCGAGAAGAUCGAGAGCCUCGACGUCAAGAUCUCCCUAGAGCUCUCUCAGGUUGAGGAAAAGAUGAAGCAGUACGAGAAGGAGAUGGCCGAGAGGUACGACAAGAUCGAGGAUAUGAAAGCACAAGGCGCCCUGGAGUUGCAGAAGCUAGAAGAGUCGAAGAGGAACCUCGAGGAGCGAUCUGUCGCCCUGCGACAACAGGUCAACUUCAUUCGGCUUAGAUACGACAGCAAACGGCAGCAGUUGCAAGAUGACGAGACUGCCGCAAACCUUGAGGGAUACGAGAGCAAGAUUCGACAAUUCGGGCAGACCUUGCAUACGCUUCGUACUUUCAUUCUACAAAAGACAUCAGAGUCAGAUUUCCGCGGUGAGAUGGCAAGCUGCCUAGACGUUGCGGGGCAGCUGAACAAGAUGCUCCAGGCAGAUGUUCGAGUACAGUUCAGAAGACAGUGCUCUGCGACCGCCGCCUCCUGUUUGAUUGACCACGAGGCUCGCCUGAUGUGGCGGUUCUCGACGGGUGGGGGGAGCCCGGGGAUGCUCCCAACGUCACCGCAGGUGGUCCCGUUCCUGCCACAGUGGCUCCGAAACGACUUGUUGAGUGAGCGCUUCGUGACCGAGUGUGUCACCUUCUUCCAGGACUUGGACAAGGACAAGAACGGCACCCUGGAGCCCGAGGAACUUUUUCCGAUGGUGCGCAGCAUGGCCGAUGCUCACAGCAUGGCGCUGGAUCUGGAUCAGCUUGGCUCCCAGAACUCGGUCGUGUGUGGUGCAUGUAGGACGGUCGUUGCAUAG